GACUCUGGACACACACUCACCAUAAUCCUAGAAACACACACAAGCUCAUUUCAGUUGAAUCUGCCAAGAUGCCUUGUAUCAGCGAUCAUCACGACCUGAUGGUGAAGACGCCGCGCAGCUACAGUGAUGUGGUUGAAAAAAUCCUCAUGGUGGAGCAGAUUCUGUCGGAGUUGAGGCUGAAUAAAGAAGAACUUAAAGAAGUGAUGAAGAGGAUGCAGCGAGAGAUGAACAGAGGUCUGCGGUUAGAGACCCACGAAGAGGCCAGUGUCAAAAUGCUUCCGACCUAUGUCUGCUCCACCCCUGAGGGGUCAGAGGUGGGUGAUUUCUUGGCUCUGGACCUGGGGGGCACAAACUUCCGUGUGAUGCUUGUAAAAGUGGGAGAAGAUGAGGAGAGGGGUUUUAAGGUGGAGACCAAGAAUCAAAUGUACUCCAUCCCUGAAGAUGCCAUGACAGGGACGGCUGAAAUGUUGUUUGACUACAUCGCGGAGUGUAUGUCAGAUUUUUUGGACAAACACCACAUCAAGCACAAGAAGCUCCCUCUGGGUUUCACCUUCUCGUUUCCUGUACGACAUGAGGACAUUGACAAGGGAAUCCUGCUCAACUGGACCAAAGGUUUCAAGGCCUCUGGGGCAGAAGGGAACAAUGUGGUUGGAUUACUCCGAGAUGCUAUCAAGAGAAGAGGGGACUUUGAGAUGGAUGUGGUUGCCAUGGUGAAUGACACAGUAGCCACCAUGAUUUCCUGUUAUUAUGAGGACCGCAGCUGUGAAGUCGGGAUGAUUGUCGGCACUGGCUGUAACGCGUGCUACAUGGAGGAGAUGAGGACCGUGGAGCUGGUGGAAGGGGAGGAGGGCCACAUGUGUGUGAACACAGAGUGGGGGGCGUUCGGGGACCACGGGGAGCUGGAGGAGUUCAGACUGGAGUACGACCGAGUGGUGGACGAGGCCUCCAUUAACCCCGGACACCAGCUAUACGAGAAGCUGAUCAGUGGGAAGUACAUGGGGGAGCUGGUGAGGCUCGUCAUCAUGAAGCUGGUGAACGAGGACCUGCUGUUCAACGGCGAAGCCUCAGAGCAGCUCAAGACACGCGGCAGCUUCGAGACACGCUUCGUCUCACAGGUCGAGAGCGACUAUGGGGACAGAAAACAAAUCUACAACAUCCUGUCGUCUCUGGGCGUUCUUCCCUCCGAGCUGGACUGUGACAUCGUGCGACUGGUCUGUGAGAGCGUCUCCACGCGCUCUGCUCACAUGUGUGCAGCAGGACUUGCUGGUGUGAUCAAUCUAAUGAGGGAGCGACGCAGCCAGGAACCUCUGAAGAUCACAGUCGGCGUGGACGGAUCGGUCUACAAGCUGCACCCGUGUUUCCGUGACAGAUUUCACAAAGUUGUCAGGGAGCUCACUCCUCACUGCGAGAUCACCUUCAUCCAGUCGGAGGAGGGCAGCGGUCGCGGAGCAGCUCUCAUCUCAGCGGUGGCCUGUAAGAUGUGUGUGCUGUCGCACUAACCAGAGCUGCCGGAGAAAGCUUGAACUCUGAUCGGAAGACGCUGACGAAUUCCAUCUACAGGCCGCAAGAUGUUUUUGGAACAGAUUGAGAAAUCUUCGCCGGAAGAUUUAAGGACAAGAAAGCAUCAAAAUAACUUGUAUUCGUAGUUAUUAGACCGACCUGUAGCAGUUUCAUUGUCUCUGAACAUAAAGGAAUUGUUUACUGUUGCAUCCAAAACAUUUGGAGGCCUUAUAAGUCACUUAGAAGAUGCUCCAGAUGUGUCACUGCCAGUUAGAGCUUAUAUUAAUGACAGUAUUAAUAAAACAAGAGCAAACUGGUUAAUGUACAACACAGGAAUUUUGUAAAUAAUGUAAAUUAUUGCAAAAUCAAAUUUAUGUCUUUUAUUGUGGAAUUAUUUGUGCAAAUUAUUUCAUUGUCUUUGUAUAUUUAAAAUGUAUGUUUACAACUCAUUUACUACAUUAAUAUGUACUGUGUAGUUUUUUUUUCUUAUGUGUUUGAGAUGUGGCUUGGAUGUGAAUAAGAGUAGCUGUAAAUAAAACGGCUCAAUUCAAAUAGUG
Cololabis saira (Pacific saury) is the source of this 2057-nucleotide messenger RNA. It is a transcript of the gene gck, whose product is annotated as glucokinase (hexokinase 4). Lineage: Eukaryota; Metazoa; Chordata; Actinopteri; Beloniformes; Belonidae. The transcript has 10 exons. Gene Ontology annotation, molecular function: fructokinase activity; ATP binding; glucokinase activity. Gene Ontology annotation, biological process: glycolytic process; regulation of insulin secretion; intracellular glucose homeostasis. Gene Ontology annotation, cellular component: cytosol; mitochondrion. The record is from RefSeq and is a predicted model, not a curated record. The coding region runs from base 69 to 1499 and encodes 476 amino acids.